GUCAGUUGUUGAGUGGAGUUACGAGGAGGAGGAGGAGGCUACCUAUCAAGACAACAGAAUUUCCUCCGGCGACUCGUCCUCAAAAGCUCAAAAGACGGAAGUACAUUAAAUUAAACAUAUGAAGCCAAGGUAGUAUAAAGUACCUGUGAAUUUUACACAAACUGACGCUAGUUCAGAAGCGUUUCUAACAUUGUUAUGGAGGCCUGUUGCUAGCUGCUGGAAAUCCUCGGGCUAGCCCCGGUAGACACCGGGCCGAAAAGGCGUAGAGGACCAAGACGGGAACUACGUGAACAGAUUUGACCGUUCAGGUUUUACGGUAACUGUCCUAUUAUAAUAAAGCGAAGACUAUUCUUUUCCUCCGUGGUGGACAUAAAUCAGCGGAGGAUAAGACGCUUACAUUUUGACAGCUAGCUAACAUUAGCUGUCCUGUGUUUACACGCAAAGCCAGCCGAGAUCUUCUGAAGAAGUUGACUCUGAGUGUUAUUAGUAUCAUUUUUGAUUUGCAUAUUUGGCUACAGCCAUCCGCAUGUUACCUGGAAGUGAACUGUGAGGUUGGUCUUCUUUUGUCUAGGUCGCUAGCUCGGCACCAGGAUCACAGGGUUACCUAGCUCAGGUUAUCACAUCCUGAUGAUUGUCAGCUACACCCUUUAGUUUGUUACUUUGUUGGACAGACAAAUUGACCUCACUCACUUGAUUAACAACGCCAUAUUGAUCAACUCAAAGCUAGCAAUCCGAAUGAAGUCUCACAGAGAGGAGGGGAUUUUGAUACCGGGUGUCACCUGUUCUGCUUGGCAUAAUUAAACUCUCUCCAACAUCUGCUGCAACAGAAACAACUGUCCCGCUGUUUUAUUCUCUUGAGCUGCUUUGCUCAAGAAGGAUCUCCUCCACAACAGACCAAAAAUGAAUCGUUACCUGCCGGUGGCUAGACAACACUUCCUGGCUGCCCUUGCCAGCACCAGUGUUGUGGUAAAAAGUAUAAGUGCUGUGGUGGUCAUCCUCUACCUGUUGUCAUGGGCUGUUGACACUCCAUACGCACUUGGGGUGACCCCAGGAUAUCUAUUUCCACCUAACUUUUGGGUGUGGACACUGGUGACCCAUGGGGUGGUGGAGCAGCAUGUCUGGGGUGUGGCAGCCAAUGUUGGGACUGUUAUGGCUUGUGGGCGCCUGCUGGAGCCUCUGUGGGGCGCUCUGGAGCUCCUGAUCUUCUUCGCAGUGGUCAACAUCUCUGCAGGCCUCCUGGCAGGCCUCUCCUACCUCCUCACCUAUGUUGCCACCUUUGACCUGGACUUCUUGUUUGCUGUUCAAAUGCAUGGAGCAGCUGGGUUCCUGGGUGGUGUCCUUGUGGCACUGAAGCAGACUAUGGGGGAUACCACAGUACUCAGAGUGCCACAGGUGAGACUCAAAGCAGCACCAGCGUUGGUCCUCCUUCUUCUGGCUUUACUGCGCCUUUCUGGGCUGCUUGAGAGCUCCGCCCCCCUGGCUUCAUACAGCUAUGGCGCUCUGUCCGGCUGGGUCUACCUUCGUUUCUACCAAAGGCACAGCCGGGGCCGCGGUGACAUGUCGGACCACUUUGCCUUUGCUAGUUUCUUCCCUGAGGCACUGCAGCCGGCCGUGGGGCUGCUGGCUGGGCUUGUCCACUCAGCCCUGGUGAAAAUCAAGAUUUGCAGGAAGAUGGUGAAGAGGUACGACGUGGGGGCGCCCUCCUCCAUCACUAUCAGCCUGCCAGGAACAGAUCCUCAAGACGCAGAGAGGAGGAGACAACUGGCCCUCAAGGCUCUGAACGAACGGCUCAAGCGCGUGGAAGACCAGUCCGCCUGGCCCAGCAUGGACGACGAAGACGACGACGAAGACGACGAGGUCAGAACCGACACGCAGCCUCUCCUCCCAGGUGGGCGUGACCCCUCAACCUCCACACCUCGAUCGGCUGGGGGACCCGUCGGCGGCUCCCUCUCAUCCACAUCCUCGUCCUCAAUGUCACAGAGUGGUGGCGCGGCCUCCACAGGCGGAGCCCAACACCCGGAGUCCAGCAUCAUAAGCUUCGAGGACGCACCUUCUAGAUCGUAACAAACAGGACCUACAUGUACAAAUAUACACGCUCUGUUCUGUGUCAGACGCAGGUAUACCGACAUGUUCAGGUCCCUGUCUAGAAUACAGGCGCAUCAAAUGACAGUGAUUAGGCACACUCUAUAUCACAAACACACAGACACACAUGACAUCCUCCAGCAGUUCAUACGAAAACACUCCGUCAGUGUAAUCGUAAGCACUGCGGGGGUCUUACUGUACAGCGCUUUAAGUUCUGACGUGUUGGCUGUAAAUGCUCAGUGUAAGAGGGCAAACUGGACACUUAAUUCUUCCCUUCCUUCCUGUAUCAGACCGAACGUCUACAAAAAUUCUCUCUUGUCUGAACUCUAUCUCGCAGGGCUCUGUCCUCUGCUGCGUGUGUCUCUUUCUCUUGCUUUCUAAAUAAAUAACAAAAUGGGUGUACAAUAUUCUUUUUGUAACUCUUUAUGGAGCGGCCUUAAUCGUUCUCCGAUCGAAAGCAGUCAUCGACAGAGACUCGGCCAUUUUUUGAUACUUGGGGAAAGGCAGAAGCUGCAACACGACAUUCGGAAAAUGAGUGGAGAAAUGACAUCGGCUUUUGACUUGAUGUAACCACGUGUGACACAGGAAGUGUGAAACGUUAAGAGCUCAGUACCAACUGCUGGAUCGGAGGAGAGAAGCUGCUGCAGGUCCUGUCCUGCUGAUGAACUUCAGGAUUUGAAGUGGUGCCAGGUGAAGUGGAUUUUCCAGACUACAUCGAUUUGCCGCCUGCUGUCUCUGAAACAACAGGCAGAGAACAAGACGAUGUCCCAAAAAUCUUUAGCUGCCCGUUGUAGGUUCAAUUGAAAACUGUUUUGUUUUUUCUUUCUGGGUCGGUUCAAAAAACAUCUGUACAAUAACAAAAACACAAACUCUGAGCAUUAACAAGACGUGUUGAUGUUGUUACACUCACACACAACUGUGGAUGGGGAUUUGGAUUAUUAUUUCUUUUUUUUCUUGAGUUAUGAUAUUUUCAAGGUUAUCUCCUUAUGCGUCACCCUGUAUCCUUUUGCACUUCCUCCAUGUAGAAUCUGUAACCAUACAGGAAUCAGUAAUAGCCUCUCAGUUGUAUGGGUGGAUGAAAGUGGUCCUCAUCUGUCGUGGUUGUAAUUGUAGUAAGUGCCACAUCAUGAAUACAGCGGAGUGAUCGAGAUCAGGGAAGGUUAGAGAGUACGUAUGUGUGGAACGCACAGACCGUCUGGGUUUACACAAAAUGAUUCAUACAGCUCAGAUUCAGAGUUUGCAUCUGUGCUGCGUCAAACUGGACGCUGAUUCGUUGCUCCUCAGACACUGACUCAUGAGGAUAAAUUAUUUUUUUGUGGACUAAUAACACCUGCACAGUUCCCCAUUCACAUCCUUUGCACUUGUAACAUACUUCAUCUUUAAAAAAUCGCAGAGAAAGCAGGGGCCUGUGAUGAAUAAUCUCAGAGAGCGAGAGAGAGGAUGAUGGGCAGCUAAAUUACUUUGUCUAAAGCGCCUCGUAAAUACUAUUCAGACCAAAAAGGUCAGUGAUUCAUUCAUUUUGUCUACAGUCAUCGCUGUAGACGUCUUACACUAUUAUGCAAAUGAUCAAAUCUCCCAUUUCCCUCCUGCCGUUGUUCAUUAAUGUCAGUCAGAGGAAACAGAUGAUUUCAGAUGAUAGAUCACAGUGUUGACAAUCUGCUAAAUUGUUUUUAAGCUUGUGAACUUUUGAUCUAAAUUAUAAAGACUCUCCAGCUGCCUAAGAUAGAGAAUCAUGAGCAAGAGUGAUGUUGAAUACGUUCGAUUGGUUUUCCUGCACAAAAUGUUGAUGUACAGAAUUUGUCUUAACAUGUUUGACUCGAUAAGAAAGGGUUCUGUUUUUCACAAUUCUCCCAACGUUUUUGUGUGGUGCAGAAAGAAUCUUGUAGUGCCCUUGCUGAUGUAUUACGUAACAGAUUCAGUAAGCAUGCAUACAAGCAGACCAAAAACUGUCAAACCAAAUGUAACCCCGGACACAGCAGCUUAUUUGGAACUCCACUGAUCUCAAACAUUAACCCAGUAAGGGGAAAAAUCCCUUCCUCUUGUGCCUGAAGUAGUGACUCGUUUAAACUGUGGGACUGGCGAUGAUCAAAAGGAACCAAAUUAAGUACUUCAACUAUUAAAAAAAAAAAACUGAAAUGGUGUGUUAAAGGUUGUAUUUAAAUGUGUGGUAAAUGGGGAAAUGGUGGAAUUGAUAUAAAGGAAAGAAUGUUAAAAAUGUUGUUAUGUAAGCCUGAGACCUGAUCAGCUUGGAAACCUUCAGCCCACAGGCUUAGUUGCCAUGUUUGAACUGGAACUCGGCUGAUGCAUUGUACAUUGUGAAUUUGAAGAAAAUGUUCCCAAAAUAUGGUUUUUGAUUCAGAAGAAUGACUUAUGUGAAGCAGUAAGCAAAAUUGGAAAAAGACAUACGACCCCUGAGAGAUACCCAGCCUGUCUUUAAACGCCACUAGUUUAAGCUCAUGUGCUCUGAGGAACACUUUGAGCGUAACUCUGAAUGAUUGUUACUUUUCACCUGAUGGAAAUGUAUCGCGUACAGGAAGUGAUAAGCCAUACUGGAGAGAUGAAAUUCUGUGUGUUGUUUCCUGCAUUUCUCUGAUUUCUUCAUUUUAUGUCAGUGUGCUCUACUAUUGGAGAUGAUAAGCGCGUGUUGAAUGAGUGGGGCCGUUCCUUUGAUUAAUGAUAAUAAAUGAGUGAACAAAUAAAGAGGAGACAGUGUCUUUGAGAUAAGAGCUGCAGUCCAACAUCUGAAAUCUCAAACUGCAAUCUGCGAUACGAAAAGUAGCCAUGACGCAACCUGUGUCCAAACAAACCCGUUGACAAAAUAAUAACUGUUAAUAACAGCACGACUACACCUUUGUCAGUUCUCCUUAAGUUCCCCUGAAAGGAGUAUGAUAGUUUCUUUUAGCAUACUUUCUGGCACCACUUGGCGUACAUCAUACAAUAAAAAUCAGCAAAGCAUGGACUCCUUAAGAUAACUGAAGUUGUGAAUCUGGUGAAGUCGUGUGAUUCGAUCGGGGAAAAGGCAUAGGGAUACUGUAGUCGGCAGUAUGAUGUUUCAGAUUGAUCCCGGCCUGGCCGGUCUGAUUUUCAGCCAAACCUCCACUCCAUCCCUGUUCUCUGUUUUGUUUUCUGUGCUCCUAUUUUUUCUGGUUGUAAAACAUCUUAAAAGUGAAGAAAGAAUUCAAUCACGUGUCACUGUUUAUAUAAAUAAUGCCAAUUCACAUGUGGAGUUGAGUGAGAGAAUCUGCUGGUCUGAAUGAUGUCAGCGUUGUUCUUAGUUUGUCAAAUCCUUGUAGUCAAUGAAUAAACACUAAAAUGCUUUCAUGUUAAAUGGGACUACACACUUGGUUCGGAAAAGUUGUCUUUUUCUACUUUGACAGAAAACAAAUUACCCUCACGUCGGUCACUUUGGAAAACGAGUAACUGUUGGGUAAAGAAACAGUGUAUUCUACUUGUGGAUUAAGGUUGUUUUCCUGCUCUGAGAUUCAUCUUGGAGUUCUGAUAGGUCACCUUCUUCUUGUCCCGUUGAAGGAGAUGGUCAUUAACGGCAAAAUUUUAUUUUAUUUUUAUUUUUAUUUUUUUAUUUUAAUAGUUUUCACUUUUCUCAUUCUCCACAUCUAUCCCCACUUUUGCACCAACAGACUGUGUUCUUGAUGAUAACAGUUUCUCUCUUUGUGUACUUUGGCUGUUGCCCAGACUUUUCUGUUUUAGUUCUCUGUUAUAUUUCUUUAUCUCUAUAUGAAAUAAAAGAAGAUUGUAUGAAAUGAA
Labrus bergylta (ballan wrasse) is the source of this 5847-nucleotide messenger RNA. It is a transcript of the gene tmem115, whose product is annotated as transmembrane protein 115. Gene Ontology annotation, biological process: retrograde vesicle-mediated transport, Golgi to endoplasmic reticulum. The record is from RefSeq and is a predicted model, not a curated record. Gene Ontology annotation, cellular component: membrane; Golgi apparatus. NCBI's taxonomy places the organism in Eukaryota, Metazoa, Chordata, Actinopteri, Labriformes, Labridae.